Messenger RNA from Peromyscus eremicus (cactus mouse), 3809 nucleotides. It is a transcript of the gene Spire1, whose product is annotated as spire type actin nucleation factor 1. The record is from RefSeq and is a predicted model, not a curated record. Gene Ontology annotation, biological process: actin filament polymerization; establishment of meiotic spindle localization; Golgi vesicle transport. Gene Ontology annotation, cellular component: cytoplasmic vesicle membrane; cell cortex. The transcript has 17 exons. Gene Ontology annotation, molecular function: actin binding. Lineage: Eukaryota; Metazoa; Chordata; Mammalia; Rodentia; Cricetidae. The coding region runs from base 27 to 2381 and encodes 784 amino acids.
CCGGCCAGCGCAGCGACGUGGGCCGCAUGGCGCAGCCCUCCAGCCCGGGCGGCGAGGGGCCGCAGCUCGGCGCCACGGGGGGCUCCCGGGACGCGCUGAGCCUGGAGGAGAUCCUGCGCCUCUACAACCAGCCCAUCAACGAGGAGCAGGCGUGGGCCGUGUGCUUCCAGUGCUGCGGCUCCCUGCGCGCCGCCGCCCGCCGCCAGCCCCACCGCCGGGUGCGCUCGGCCGCGCAGAUCCGCGUCUGGAGGGACGGCGCCGUCACCCUGGCGCCCGCCGCGGGCGAAGAGGGAGAGCCGCCCCCCGCCUCCGGUAAAUUGGGAUAUUCACAUUGUACAGAAACAGAGGUUAUUGAGUCCCUGGGAAUUAUUAUUUAUAAAGCACUGGACUAUGGCUUGAAGGAAAAUGAAGAAAGGGAGCUGAGCCCUCCUCUGGAGCAGCUCAUCGACCAAAUGGCCAACACUGUGGAGGCUGAUGGUAACACCGAUGAGGGGUAUGAGGCUGCAGAUGAAGGCCCGGAAGAUGAAGAUGGAGAAAAGAGAAACAUCUCAGCUAUUCGGUCCUAUCAAGAUGUCAUGAAGAUAUGUGCUGCUCAUCUCCCAGCUGAGUCGGAGGCACCAAAUCAUUAUCAGGCAGUAUGUCGAGCACUGUUUGCAGAAACCAUGGAACUGCAUACAUUUCUGACCAAAAUUAAGAGUGCGAAGGAGAAUCUUAAGAAGAUUCAAGAAAUGGAAAAGACUGAUGAAUCUAGCCUAGAUCUGGAGGACCUGAAAAAUGCAGACUGGGCACGAUUUUGGGUACAGGUGAUGAGGGAUUUGCGAAACGGGGUAAAACUUAAGAAGGUCCAACAGCGGCAGUACAACCCAUUGCCGAUUGAAUACCAGCUCACCCCUUAUGAGAUGCUCAUGGACGAUAUUCGGUGCAAAAGAUACACCUUGAGAAAAGUAAUGGUAAAUGGUGACAUUCCCCCUCGGUUAAGAAAGAGUGCUCAUGAGAUCAUCCUUGACUUCAUCAGAUCAAGACCCCCUUUAAAUCCAGCCUCAGCCAGAAAAUUGAAACCAACCCCACCACGACCUCGGAGCCUCCAUGAAAGAAUAUUAGAGGAGAUCAAAGCAGAAAGAAAGCUGCGGCCUGUCUCACCAGAAGAGAUUAGACGGAGCCGACUAGAUGUCACUACCCCAGAAUCUCCACAGACUGUUGGGGAAUCAUCUGUGGUGAAUGGAGGCUUGACAUCUCAAACAAAAGAAAAUGGGGUGGGUGCUGCCCUGCAAGGCCCUGCACAGCGGAAGAAGCUUCUCAAAGCCCCGACCCUGGCUGAGCUGGACAGCUCUGACUCUGAGGAGGAAACCCUGCACAAGUCCACCAGCAGCAGCAGUGCGUCUCCCUCCCUCUAUGAGGACCCGGUACUGGAGGCCAUGUGCACAAGGAAGAAGCCUCCGAAAUUCUUGCCCAUCUCGUCAACACCCCAGCCAGAGAGACGGCAACCACCCCAGAGGCGCCAUUCCAUUGAAAAGGAAACACCCACGAAUGUGAGGCAGUUUCUGCCGCCAUCCAGGCAGAGCUCACGCUCUCUUGUUCCUAGGAUAACCAGUGUAUGGCCCAGGACGCCUUUCCGACCACUUUUCUCUACCAUACAAACAGCUUCUCUGCUGAGCUCUCAUCCUUUUGAAGCAGCCAUGUUUGGGGUAGCAGGGGCUAUGUAUUAUCUGUUUGAGAGAGCUUUUACCAGCAGGUGGAAACCCUCAAAGGAGGAAUUCUGCUACCCAGUGGAGUGCCUCGCUCUCACUGUGGAGGAAGUGAUGCAUAUUCGUCAGGUCCUGGUGAAAGCGGAGCUGGAAAAGUACCAACAGUAUAAGGAUGUCUACACUGCCCUGAAAAAAGGAAAGCUCUGCUUCUGUUGCCGAACCCGGAGGUUUUCCUUCUUCACGUGGUCCUACACCUGUCAGUUCUGUAAGAGGCCCGUGUGCUCACAGUGUUGCAAAAAGAUGCGGCUGCCCUCCAAGCCAUAUUCUACUCUACCUAUCUUCUCGUUGGGACCUUCUGCCUUGCAGAGGGGGGAGAGUUGCACAAGGUCAGAAAAGCCCUCCACUAGUCACCAUCGGCCACUUCGAAGUAUCGCCAGGUUUUCCUCAAAAUCGAAGUCGGUGGACAAAUCAGAUGAAGAACUCCAGUUCCCCAAAGAGUUCAUGGAGGAUUGGAGUACAAUGGAGGUCUGUGUAGACUGCAAAAAGUUCAUUUCUGAAAUCAUCAGCUCAAGCCGGCGCAGCCUGGUGUUGGCCAACAAAAGAGCCCGGUUGAAAAGGAAGACACAGUCUUUCUACAUGUCCUCGGCAGGCCCCUCGGAGUACUGCCCCUCAGAAAGGACUAUCAAUGAGAUCUGAGCCCUGUGCCUUCCCUUUGCUCUUGUGUCCAGAGGCGCCUCAGUGCAUCAGUGCUGCAGGACUCUUCCCGGGGUCUGACCUGACGGGCUCCGUCUGCAGCAGGGCAGGCUUGUGCUGCACCUUGUGGCACAGACAGACUCAAGGCUCUGUUCAGAUCGGUUGAUGGGACGAGGCAGGUCAGCCAGUUGCUCAUUUGCACUCAGAAAGCCUAAAACUUGAUUUUGUGUAUAUGAAUAGGGAAGCCAGAAACUUCCUUAGUUCAGUUUCUCAAUGUUCUUCAGAUAAUUUCCUAAGGCAAAAAGCUUCUUGUGUGUGAAGUCAGUCUGACAGAGUGUUGAUGUUAGCACAGGUCCAAGCAGUAAGUCAUAUUGGCAUUCCACUUGACAGUGUUCCUAUCCAUGUACAUAACGGUCUAAAGCCCUGCCACACACCGGCUCCCUGGGGUGGGCCAGGUUGGCUAUUGUCUCACAGCACAAACCUUGAAGGCCUUGCUGAUAAUUCUCCUACUUUGGGGCUCUGGCUGCAUCCAGUGCAGAACAUCCAAGUAAGCCGGACAGGUAGCCACUUCCCUGAGUUGCCUGGUCUGCCCAGGCACCAUGCCUCACUGUCCCUGAGCUGUUAACAGGGCCCUCAUUCCCUGUUGUGAAUGUAUAUGGUUCUGGAAAGUUUUAUAACACACGUUUAAGAAUUAAAAUUUUGUGGAUGUUUGAGGAAAAAGGAAGACUAAAAUUUUGUCAAGCAGCUAAAUGUGUUUUGAUAAACUGUGACAGGCUGUGACCGCAGAGGGUGCCACAGAGAAGAGCUACAUCUCAUACGGUUUUAGCAACAUUUUCCAUAACUUUCUAGUGUGGCCAUUGUGACUAAAUUAACCACAGUUUGGUACCUGAGUCUCAAACUGAAGUUUAUUUUUAUAAAUGAAUUUUAAAAGAAAAAUCCUGGCUGUUUAAAUUUUCAAGAAAAUUAACCUGCUGCCGUGCAUAACUUUUGGAUGCUUUUUGCACUAGUUGUCUUGUAAAUGUUCCGAAGUUUCUGACAAAGGGCAGUUGGCAGGUAGUGUUAUGCACCUGAAAUUCCUCAGUUCCUGUGACACAUGCCAUGGGCUGUCCCUCAUUUCCAUAUGCUUAGAAAUAACCAGUCAGUCAGAUUGCCACUAAUGGUUGGGAAAUCAGUUACGGCACAUGCACAGUAAUUCCUGAAAGCUAUUAAAAAACACUCUCACACACCACAGAUGACAGCUCCAUUUAAUGAUGAAAGGCAUGACAGUUGCAUUUCAGACCAACAUCAAGAUAAAGUAACAUUGCCACAUUAAAUUGACAGUGACACCUCAGAAAUGCGCCAGUAGUCAUUUCUAAUGCAUUGAAAUUUAUAGUUUAGUAAAUGGCUUUAAAUUACUUAUACUGAUGAAAUAAACUUUACCAAUUGACUAAA